Rhodotorula graminis WP1 is the source of this 1189-nucleotide messenger RNA. RefSeq lists its product as uncharacterized. Gene Ontology annotation, molecular function: dioxygenase activity. The transcript is spliced from 5 exons. The coding region runs from base 63 to 1142 and encodes 359 amino acids. The record is from RefSeq and is a predicted model, not a curated record. NCBI's taxonomy places the organism in Eukaryota, Fungi, Basidiomycota, Microbotryomycetes, Sporidiobolales, Sporidiobolaceae.
CCCUGCAACCUCUUCUACAGACCUCCAACAUCCAUCACACCGACCGGCACCUUGCCCUCGCCAUGCCUCACCUCGUCAAUCCUCCCCCGUCCUCCUCCCUCCCUCUGAUUGACCUGUCGCCCUUCCUCUCGCCCAAACCCGACCCCGACGCUCGCCGCAACACGGCCCGCAAGCUCCACUCGGCCUGUCUCGACUAUGGCUUCUUCUACUGCACCGGCCUCGACUCGGUCGUCUCGCCCGACGACAUGCGCCACGCCCUCGACGUCGCCCGCGCCUUCUUCAACACACCCGACGACGACAAGCUCAAGCUCCGCAUCAAGCCAGGAGAUGGCGCAAGGGGUUACCAGCGCAUCGGCGAGAACGUGACCCAGUACAAGAAGGACUGGCACGAGGGCUGGGACGCCUACAAGCCGCUCCCGCCGUCGCUCGAGGACCCCUCGAAGCUCCUGCACGGGCCCAACCAGUGGCCCGCCGAGCCGGCCUCGUUCCGCCCCGUCCUCGAGCGAUGGGUCGACAAGAUGCACACGGUCGGGCACGCCCUCAUGGAGGCGACGGCCAUGGCGCUCGGCAUCGACGUCGACGGCGACGCCAAAGGCGACGAGUCGGGCGAGUGGGCGCGCAUGAAGAGCUGGGUCGCCGACCCGUUCUGGGUCAUGCGGUGCAUCGGGUACCCGCCUCUGCCGCCCGACGCAGAGGGCGUCUCGUGCGGCGCUCACAAAGACUACGGCAACUUUACGCUCCUUCACGCCGACUCGACGCCGGGCGCCCUGCAGGUCUUCCUCCCCUCGCCCUCAGGCCCGGACUCGACCUCGACCGGCGAGCGCGGCACCUGGAUCGACGCCAACCCGGUCGAGGGCGCGUUCGUCGUCAACGUCGGCGAGAUGGUCGAGGUUUACUCGGCGGGACUGUACAAGGCGACGCUGCACCGCGUCGUCCACAAGAGCGAGACGUACCGCGUCUCGAUCCCGUUCUUCUUCGAGCCGACGCUCGAGGCCCUCAUCGAGCCUCUCCCCUCGGCGGUCCGCCUCCGUCGCGAGCUCCUCGGCCCCGACUCGGCUGCCACCAGCGUCAAGCCCGUCAUCUACGGCGACUUUCUGCGCUCCAAGGUGUCGAACAACUUUGCGCUCGAGGACAAGGAGUAGCCGUCGUCGCAGCGCUGCAGCUCGAACGUCGAAACGAUUUGUCUCUC